Molecule: messenger RNA, 1311 nt
Organism: Indicator indicator
Lineage: Eukaryota; Metazoa; Chordata; Aves; Piciformes; Indicatoridae
Gene: BMP6
Product: bone morphogenetic protein 6
Exons: 7
Coding region: 1-1311 (436 amino acids)
Biological process (GO): SMAD protein signal transduction
Cellular component (GO): extracellular region
Molecular function (GO): growth factor activity; cytokine activity
Source: RefSeq, a predicted model, not a curated record
AUGCCGCUGCGGCUGGCCUGGCUGUGCUGCUGCUGGGCGCUGCUGAUCGCUGCCUGCCGCCCCGCCGAGCCCGCGCUGUCCGCCGAGGGCGGGGAACUGCCGCCCGCUGCCGCCGCCGCCACCUCGGGCUUCCUCUACCGGCGGCUGAAGUCGCACGAGAAGCGCGAGAUGCAGCGGGAGAUCCUCUCGGUGCUUGGGCUACCCCACCGCCCGCGGCCGCUGCCGCGGGAACCAGCGGCCGCACCGGCGGGGCGGUUAACGGCGGCGCCGCGCUUCAUGCUGGAUCUCUACCACGCCCUGGCCGAAGGCGCGGAGGGCAGUUCGGCUGCGGAGCGGAGCUCGCCGUUCCCUGCCUCGCUGCCGCCGCUGCCCAGCUCGCAGGACAGCGCUUUCCUCAACGACGCCGACAUGGUCAUGAGCUUCGUCAACCUAGUUGAGUAUGACAAGGAGUUCACACCUCACCAGCAGCACUACAAGGAGUUCAAAUUCAAUUUGUCUCAGAUUCCCGAGGGCGAGGCCGUCACAGCCGCUGAGUUCCGCAUCUACAAGGACUGCGUGGUGGGGAGCUUUAAAAACCAAACCUUCCUCAUCAGCAUCUACCAAGUGCUGCAGGAACAUCAGAACAGGUCCUCUGACCUGUUUCUGCUAGACACACGGGCGGUGUGGGCCUCAGAGGAGGGCUGGCUGGAGUUUGAUGUCACUGCCACCAGUAACAUGUGGGUGAUGAACCCUCAGCACAACAUGGGACUGCAGCUGAGCGUGGUGACCCAGGAUGGUUUCGGUCUAAAUCCUAGGGAAGCAGGCCUUAUAGGCCGAGAUGGCCCUUACGACAAACAGCCUUUUAUGGUGGCCUUCUUCAAAGUGAGCGAAGUUCACGUACGGACCACGAGGUCAGCGACAAGCAGGCGCAGGCAGCAGAGUCGAAACCGCUCCACCCAGCCUCAGGAUGUUUCCAGGGUGUCUAGUGUCACAGAUUACAACAGCAACGACCUAAAGACAGCUUGCAGAAAGCAUGAGCUUUACGUUAGCUUCCAAGACUUGGGCUGGCAGGACUGGAUAAUCGCUCCAAAGGGCUACGCCGCCAACUACUGCGACGGGGAGUGCUCCUUCCCACUCAAUGCCCACAUGAACGCGACCAAUCAUGCCAUUGUGCAGACACUGGUUCAUCUGAUGAAUCCUGAUUAUGUACCCAAACCCUGCUGUGCACCCACCAAACUCAAUGCCAUAUCUGUUCUUUAUUUUGAUGAUAAUUCGAAUGUCAUCUUGAAGAAAUACAGGAAUAUGGUAGUAAGAGCUUGUGGCUGUCACUGA